This is a messenger RNA of Doryrhamphus excisus (bluestripe pipefish), 3261 nucleotides long. RefSeq names its product sushi domain containing 6 (gene susd6). Gene Ontology annotation, biological process: DNA damage response. The record is from RefSeq and is a predicted model, not a curated record. NCBI's taxonomy places the organism in Eukaryota, Metazoa, Chordata, Actinopteri, Syngnathiformes, Syngnathidae.
CAUGGAAACCGCGCGAGAGCGAGGCAGCUGGUCGAGUUCUCACACAGCGAGUGUUUCCGCUCACCUCCAAUAAAGAAGUGCCGAGGACAAGGAACAACGGAGCCUCAGCUUGGGGGGAAAAACAGACAACGGAGACGACAGAGACGGGAUCUUUUGUCGAUAUUUCGACAUAAUCUCCGUCGCUUGUGUCGUUGCUAAUGUUUCGAAUGUGAGAAGGGAGAGUGGGGACUCGCUGCUGGUAACCUUUUGUCGGUUAAGCCGUAGAGGACUCUCACUGGAUGUUGGAGGAAAACAUGUGCAAUGGAAUGGUAGCGUUUCAGAUGAGAGCCCCUUCCUCCUCCUCUUCUUCCUUAGCCCACAGGCUGGCCGUCCCUGCCCUUUUCCUCCUCGUCACUGUGCUCCCCCACGGCCGCGCAUCAGGUUGUGCGCGGCCCUCCGAUGUGCAACAUGGAGACCUACUUAACCUGACCGAGGCCAACAGGGACUCCUUUCCCCUGGGUGCUGUUCUGACCUAUGGCUGUGAGCCUGGAUACACCGCAGACGGACCCACCAGCAUCACUUGCGCCAAUUCUGGAUCCUGGUCCCGUCAACCACGCUGCGUCAGAAGCAACGUGUGUUUGCCCCCCACUGAACCCGAGAACGGCGGCUACCGCUGCCACCCGCCCUCCUGCCACCACCUCACCCACAAGACGGUCAUCGAGUACUUCUGCGACGAAGGCUACGCUCUGAAAGGAGGCUAUAAUUUCCUCACCUGUCUGAACGGCGACUGGAACGCUCCCAUGCAGAUCAGCUGCCGACUCAUGCAAGACAAAGAGCCGAGCUCUCCCCUUGGCAUACCAGCUCUGUCGAUUGUGGCGUCCACCGCUAGCUCGGUGGCGCUCAUCCUGCUUUUAGUCGUGCUGUUUGUUCUUGUGCAGCCCAAACUCAAGUCUUUCCAUCACAGCAGGAGGGAGCAAGGAGUCUCAGGCCAGUCUGGUUCCAUCAUGGUUGAGGGGGUUCAGGUGGCACUGCCCUCCUACGAAGAGGCCGUGUAUGGAAACGGUUCGGGCCCGCCUCCACCUCCGCCGCCUCCCCCAGCUCCUCCCGAGUCCAGAGUCCCGAUCGUUCUGUCCGAGGGGCUCCCUCAGGGGGCCACGGGAGGCCAAGGCCCAAGCCGAAGCCGCCAUCAUAGAGACUUAGACUUCUGUCUCCCAUCCACCUCGUCCUCGUUCCCCUCCCACCAUCAUGCAGAGACGGUGCUUGUGCAUGAGGGCCCUUCUUCCUCCUCCUCCUCCUCUUUAUCAUCGUGGGCAAGAGAGCACCCUGGGGGUGCUUGUGCAGCCCCUCUACCUCUACGUAGAGACUCUGAGAGCAGCGACCAGCACAGUCUGCUCUCUGUCACCUCUGCAGAUGACUUUUCUGAUGAUAUUCCCUUGCUGAAGGAAGCAUGAAGCCCGCCGACGUGCUCGCAGCAGUCCCCCGUCUCUCUGCUGACCAGAACUGAGUGUGGCUGUCAAUCCCACUUCCCCUAAAACACCCUCAAGGGCCAGCAGAGACAGGAAGUAGAACUAUGCCCCGGCAAACCAUCUUUGGCCAUCGCUGCCCACGCAGAGCAAAGCCAUCAGCCAGUACUUAUAUCGCAGGAGCGCCACGGGAUCCAACUCAAAGCAAAGACCGAGCGAUGCCAUCUUGUGAAGAAUCCUUUGUAUCAAACAUAGCACAUGCUCUAUCAACUCUUUAAAAAAACGAGAAAGCUUAAGAAGUUUGCUCCUGGCACCGCGGCAUCCCGAAUUGUCUUCCCGCUCUACUUGAAGAGUUGAGUGACAGCUGGAUGUUGUGGCUCUCUUUGUGAAUGCUGCAUGUUUUUUUAUUUUGAUUUUUUUUUUUUUGUGAUGUCUGUCACUGCACCGUGGCCCACUCUGAAUUAAGCAUGAAGCCUCUUCUGUGUGUCUCUCUCUCGCUUCGCUGUCUCCACAUCCGGAAUAAUGGAUGAAUGGCAUCAGAUGAGAAGCGCAGGGUGCAGCUUUUUCCUUACACCUGCUUCUGGAACCAAGAAGAGAGCUUUUUUUUUUUUUUUUCCUCUGCUUUUCCUGCUGCACCCGACGUGGGGUUCUUCUUUCGCAUGAGUAGGAUUGCUGUUUGGCUUCCAAGGAGCAAUGAAGACACAACCUUGUAUGCAAGAAGACGUGAUGAUGUAUCAGUUUGUGUAGAAUUUGCAGGGGGGCUGUCCAUCUGGCUGAUUGGUCAUGAAACAACUGUAUUUAUUGCGUGUCUUUGCUUUGGUGAAUCUGACUUUUGAGUGUGUGUGUGUGUCUGCAGGAAGGACAUGUCCUCCGUAUAGUUUGCCUCGUAACAGCCCCUCCUCAGAUUAUAUAGGCUGCCCCCCCCACAAUAUCCUGUUUUGCUUGACAUAUAGGAAAACAGAACAUCACAAGAACAAUCCAGCAAUGAGUCAAAUACGCGACCGUGUGUAUUAUUAAUCAAUAUUCAUCAUUUGUGCUGACUGGUAUCUCUCUGGGGAAAUGGCUUCAAGUACCACACCGGCGCAUUAUUGACAUAACUGCAACUGGUUGCAGUGAAAUAAAUACGUUUUGUUGUCCCUGCAGUGUUCCGAGCCAAAGGAAUCAUGCUUUAUGUUGUCCUGUGUUAUUGGCACGAUAAAUGGUGACCAUCCUCUCAAAAGGUCUUAAGAAUGACUUUCCAGUCGAACCCCAUGUGAUAUAUCUUGAUCUGUUGUGGCUCUUAUUAUUGCCGACAGAACGUUGCCUUAGACCUGUACAUUUUUCCCUCGUGUAUUAUCUAAAAGCAUCUGCAUUGGUUGCUUUCCACUAUUACAUUUUCUGUUUUCCCCAAAGGCCUUACUGUUUUUUUUUUCUUUUCUAUUCUGUGCAUACAAUUGCUUAUGUAUCUGUCUUUAUUUUGUCGUCCGUCCUUUUGUCUUUCCCUCGCUUUUCAACUGCUGUGACGACAACAGUGACGAUUAUUCUGCGCCUCUAUAUGUUUCAUUAUUGCUUUACUUUCUCUUUUGCUACCUGGUGUUAAAAUAUUACGGGGUUAAACAAAAAAACAACUGCUAUUGUGUCCGGAGGCACUGUUGUACAGUGUUUCUUCCCUGAAAAAUAACAGUACACAUUUAGUUUCUUGGUUUGAAUGCUUUCAGCUUCUGAUCUUCCUCUGUACAUGGCAGUGGGUGUGAGAAUAGUAAUUUAAUAUUUGUAAAAAGUUUAAUUUAAUUUUACAGUGUGUAUAUAACUUUCUAAUUAAAGCUUUCUUUUGAAUGUG